Molecule: messenger RNA, 1250 nt
Organism: Polychytrium aggregatum
Lineage: Eukaryota; Fungi; Chytridiomycota; Chytridiomycetes; Polychytriales
Exons: 3
Coding region: 170-1174 (334 amino acids)
Source: RefSeq, a predicted model, not a curated record
CCUCCAGGCUUCUUAUCCUUACCUGCUGCCCGCCAAACCGCAAGCGCAAGCGCAACGCUGCCGAUCCUGUUUGACCCUCGUCGAUCUCGAUCGAUCUUGACCUACAUCCCCCAUCCCCCGCUCUGCUGGCGCGCUUGAUCCCGUCUUCGUCCUCAUCCUCGUCGUCGCCAUGAAGCCUUUCGCUGCUGUCCUGGCUUUCGUGCUGGCCCUGUCGCUCUCGGUCUGGGCCGGAUCCUGUCCGCUGGCCGAGAAGUGUCCCUACUAUGCCGAAUACCACAAAGAUGCGGCCCCGUCCGCUGGAGAUCAUCCAUGCCCUGCCCGCGACUGCCCUUACUACAAGCAGCACAAGGGCGAUCAUGACGAGGCCGACUAUCUGAUGGACAAGUCCGGUGGAUGUCCUCUGGCCAGCAAAUGCUCCUUCUACAAGGACAUCAAGGAUGGCAAGGCCCAAAAGGUCGACUGGACCAAGACCCGAUGCCCUAUCCACGACAAGUGCCCUUACUACCAGAAGAGCAAGGACCAUGCCGCUGCGCUCACCGAGGGCUGCCCCAUCGCCAAGAACUGCCCGCACUUCAAGUCUGGCCAGCACAUCAAGGAGCACCAUGAGGUCGGCCACGACCACGCCGCCAACUGCCCUUACCUCAAGAAGCAGCAGCAGCACCACGGCCACCACUGCCCGCUCGAGGGCAAGUGCCCUUACUACGAGAGCCACCAUGAGCACAAGGCUGGAUCCAAGGGAUGCCCUGCCGCCGAUUGCCCAUACUACCAGAAGCACCACGACGACCACAGCGACGACGAGAUUGCUGAGGGAGGCUGUCCGCUCGCCGAGAAGUGCAAGUUCUACAAGGACGUCAAGACCGGAAAGGCUGACAGCGUCAACUGGGACGCAUCAGACUGUCCUUUGAAAGAGUCAUGCCCCUACUACAAGGAAGCCAAGGCCCAUCACGAGAAGCUGGCCAACUGCCCUGUCUUGGCUGCCCGUAAGGCGGCCGCUGCCGGCGAUGGCGCAAAGGACGACGCCAAGGCGGGCAAGUGCCCGUAUGCCUCUGGUGCCAAGGAAGCCCCUGCCGGCGCCAAAUGCCCCUACGCCAGCAAGAAAAACGCCGAUGCCGAUGCCGAGGCCGAUGCCACCAACAAGGACAAGACGACGGCUGAGGGCCACUCGGAGCUGUAACGAGCGGGGCGAUGCUGCGCUGCUGCUAUUCUCAAGCCACCACCAAUAUAGCCCCGCUAAGCGUGCUUGCCAUCCA